UAAAAGAAAAAAAAAAAAAUGCAUUUACAGUGCGGUGUAAGUUUUUCUUUUUUUUCUUUCGAAGAAACAACUUUGUUUCAGAAGAAGAACACAAGAUCCAAGGCAUGCCUCGUCUUGUUCUUGUCUCCUUCCUUUUUUUGGCAAUUUUCUCCGUGUUUAUUGGAGGAUUUGCUAAAUCGAAGUGUCCAAGAAAUGAGAUCUUCACUAGAUGCCAUGCAGCGUGUCAACCUUCUUGCGCCAGACUUGCUCGUAAACCUUUUUGCAUCAAGAUAUGUAAGCCAGGAUGUAUAUGCACAUCCGGUUAUUUAAGGAAUAAAAAUAAUGUAUGCGUUCCGCGAUCUAGAUGUUUCUCAGGAAGACUUUUAUAAUUGUUUCAUGAUUAUUCAUGAUUGUUCAAUAAUUAUUGUAUUGCAUUUUAUCAUAUAAAAAUUGUUAUGUUGUUAUUUUAUACAUUUUCAUAAAAGAUGAAUGAAACAAUAUCACGUAAAAAGUAAUAAAAUUACUACAUUUUAAUGAUUAAUCUUUCCUCCGAGUGAGAUAACCUGCUUCUCUCAUUUUCACUUUCCUCCUCUUUAUUCAAACGUUAUUCCAACGGAGUCUUUUAUCAUCCCGUCCAUCUUAUAAACAUAAAAAUUCACCCAUUAAUUAGGGGGGAAUAAAAUAGUUUUUAAUUCGGCCUAGAAAGAUAUAUGAAAUUCUUUGAAGCGUGCACAUCGUAUCAAAAAAAUUCAAUUCCGUUUGACGAAACAAGCAGAAGAAGAGACUGCGAGGAUUAUUUCUUUUUUCUCAGAAAAUAUAGACAGAACAGAACGAAUAACAACGAAUAAACAAAUUCUUUAACAAAUUUAAUCGUUCGUGACAAUUUUAUAUUUUUUAUAAUUUUAUAUAUGUAAUAAUUACGUGCACAAUUUGUUAAUCGACGAAGGAUUAUAAUUAUUCGAAUAAAGAUUGAUCGAAAAUU
Molecule: messenger RNA, 961 nt
Organism: Apis cerana (Asiatic honeybee)
Lineage: Eukaryota; Metazoa; Arthropoda; Insecta; Hymenoptera; Apidae
Product: venom serine protease inhibitor-like
Source: RefSeq, a predicted model, not a curated record